AUGGAAGAACCCCCCAAAAAGAAACACAGGGCCCCUCAAAGCGGUGCGAAAGCCUUAAAGAAAUCAAAAUUAGAAACAAAGGCACAAAAUCCAAAGGGCUUUUCUAUUCAACACACUACUAAAGCUGCUAGGAAGGUCCGAAAAACUCUAGAUCGUGAGACCAAGAAGUACCAUUUGUCGAGUGUUAAUGCUAAGACUCCUGUUGAUUUUGACCCUCCUCUUAUUGUCGGUAUUGUUGGUCCACCUCGCAGUGGCAAGUCUACCUUGCUUCGAUCCCUGAUCCAACACUUCGGCAGAAAAUAUUGUCCUAUAAUCACUGGUCCCAUAACUGCCGUGGUUGGUAAGAAGUAUCGCAUGACAUUUAUUGAGUGUGACUGCAAUAUUAACAGCAUGAUUGACAUUGCCAAGGUUGCGGAUUUGAUCCUUCUUACAGUUAAUGUCAAGAAAGGGCUUGAAAUGUAUCAUUUCGAGUUUAUCAAUAUGUUACAAGUACAUGGUAUGCCUCGAGUUAUUCCCGUUCUCAAUCAUCUCGAUGAAUUCAAAGAAUCCAGUUCUUCACGUGCCAUACGCAAGAAAAUUAAACAGCGUCUCUGGACGGAUCUUUCGGCUAAGAUUUUCCUUUUAUCCCGUUUCAUGAAAAAGAAAUUUUAUCAAAGAAGAAAACAAUCGGACGAUAACGAAAUUGAUGGUGAGUAUAUGCAGGCGGAGAUUCAACGACUAGCACGUUUGAUGGUUGUUAAGGUGCCUCGUCCUUCCGAUUGGAGAACUGGCCAUCCCUACAUGGUUGUUGAUCGGCUGGAAGAUGUUACAAACCCGGAAAUUUUGAACGAAGAUGAAAAACACAGUCGCACUAUUAGUCUCUACGGUUAUGUCAGAGGUGCCCCAAUCGAAGCCACUUUCUCCAAUCCUUCGGUGCAUAUUCCUGGUCUUGGAGAUUUUCUAGUAUCUGAGUGUACACGCCAAGAAGAUCCCUGUCCUGCUCCAGCUCAAUCUAUGAUGAUGAGUGAGUCGAAAGAAGAAGCCCUCGAAGCCAAGUUAAAGAAACGCCUCUCCGAAGGUGAACGAAGACUUUACGCUCCAAUGUCCAAGAUCGGAGGUGUUCUUUUUGAUCGCGACGCCACAUACAUUGAUAUUGGAGGUAGCCAUCAUUUGGGUGGUGGUCGUUUGACCUCUGGUCGAGAGAAAAUAGUCAGCGCAGGGGAGGCUGAUUUAGCCAAAGCACGGGAACUCCUAUCUGCGGAAGGCCAUGGUUUAGACGAACGUCUAGCCCACGACCAUCACGUCCAAAUGCUCGCAGAUGCCCCCUUUUUACCACCGAACGAUCUUGACACUAUUGAAGAAACCUCCAAUUCUGAGGAUAGUGAUUCCGAGAGUGAUUCUGAAGACAAGAAUGAAAGUGUGCGAAUGUUUGAAGAUGCUGCUCUCCCGAAUUCGGACGAGGAACCUAUGGAUUUCGAUGAAAACGACGAAGAAGGCUCCUCCAGCGACACGGAUUUGGAAGAACUGAUGAAGUUGAAAACGAAGUCUGAAUUCGAUAGACGGCAUCAAGAUCUGAAAAAUGCCUUUGAUAAUCUCGAUUGGCAAGAAACAUCUUCUGGCCGUAAAAACUGGAAGAGGCUUAUCUAUAGUACUGUUAAUGAAACCCCAACAGUUGAUUCUGCAACUGCCUCAGAUACUCUAAUGGCUGACAUGUUCCGAGUAUCAACUAUUAUCGACGAAAAAUCCACGCAAGUAGAAGCAGACGAUGUUACACUUCCCCGAAAUCCCACUGUUUCAAUAAAUUGGUCUUCAGCAGCCCAUCUGCGACAUCUUAUUAAGGAUUGUUUCUCCACGGGGGAAUACAACGCCACUGAAGAUGCUAAAACCCUCUUGAACGCUGACGAGGAAGCUCAACGAACUCUAGCUGCUCUUAAAGCUCAAAAGAUCGCGAAAGCUGCAGGUAGUCACGUUCAGUAUAAGCCACAGGAGAAGCAAGACCAAGGAGAAAACGAAGACGAGAUCUCAGAAUACGACGAAAUGAGCGAUUCUGAAGAUGAUUCUUUCAAUGAAGAUGAGCUUUUGGAUGGAGAAAGAGAAGAGAAAAAUGACGAUUCCACAGAGGGAUUUGAAAAGAGUCUUCUAAGACCGACAAAACGUGAGAAAAUCCUUGAGAAACGCAGGAGACAUAAAGAGCUGUUUGAGAAGCUCUAUGAGGCUGCACAACGUGGUUCUGGUACAAAAGACGGUGAAUCUGCUACAGCGCACUACGAUAGGGCGUUGGCAAAAAAGGAGGCUCAGGAGCAGUUGAAUAGAGAAGUUCUACGUCAAUUACCUCCUGGAGUUAGAGAAAAGGUCGAGGGUAUUUCUCCAGGAUCGUAUGUGCGUCUACAAAUUGCUGGAGUGCCAUAUCAAUUUAUGGCCAAUUUCGAUCCCCGUCAGCCUCUUAUUGUUGGUGGAAUCGUGAAAGGUGAAGAGGCCAAAGCAUUCAUCCACGCCCGUUUCCAAGCUCAUCGGUGGUUGAAGCGCGUCCUCAAAUCCAAUGAUCCCAUCACUGUGUCUGUUGGUUGGCGACGCUACCAGACCAUUGGGGUCUUCUCAAAGGAGGAGCACAAUUUCCGAAAACGUUAUCUCAAAUACGCCCUAGGUCAUGAAUAUUGUCAUAUGACUUUCUAUGGACCAGUUGUGGCCGCUAAGACCGGUGUAAUAGCUUUUGUCAACUCAACAUGGCGCAACCAGACUGAUAACUUUGCCUCUCCGAGAUUCCGUAUAGCUGGUACAGGAAGCGUAACUGAUUGUAACGAGUCUUUCCAGAUUAUGAAGAAGCUCAAGCUCGUCGGACAUCCCUAUAAAAUCUUCUCUAAAACAGCCUUCAUCCGUGGAAUGUUCAACUCAGAGCUCGAAGCGGCUAAAAUGAUUGGUUGUAAAAUUCAGACCGUGUCGAAAAUUCGUGGUUUGAUCAAAAAUGCCUUGACAGGAGAUAAGUACAAACCAGGUGACUUCCGAGCCACAUUUGAAGCCACUGUUCGAAAAGCAGACAUCGUUUUCCUGAGAUCUUUUGUUCCGAUUGAAUUGAAUGCCUUCUAUAACCCCAUUCCAAAUCGCCUAUUACCUGUUGCUGGAACAGCUGCUUCACAGGACCCCGAAAACAAGUGGAAGAUGAUGAGGACUAUGGGUGAACUACGUUGGGAUAAUGGCAUUAAAGCGGAAGUACCUGAAGACUCUAAAUACAAGACCCCAGAACGUGUUCCUUUCGUUCCUAUGCCCUUGACCAUUCCUACUAAACUUGUUGCAGCUCUGCCCUUCAAGGAUAAACCAAAACCGACUAAAAAGCAACUACGAACUCAGAAAUUCCGAGAGGACGAAGUCAGGCGAGCUCGAAUAGCUGAUAUUCCGGGCACAGUGCAUCCUAGAGGUGCAAUCGCAGAAGAGAGCGAUGUGCCAGACCCAAUUGGUCAUCAGAAAGACCGUGCACACCUGUUACAGCGUCUUAGAGAGAUUCAUACGGCUUAUCUUCAGAAAGAACAUGGUAAAAUGGUUGCGCGUACCACGAAAUACAAGGAGAAGAAGGCUGAAGCCGCUCGUCAGGCCGAACAAAGGAAUAAGCAACGCAGAAAACAAUUCUUUGCUCGACGUGGUAACAUGAAUAGCCAUUAA
This is a messenger RNA of Rodentolepis nana, 3633 nucleotides long. The record is from the annotation of a GenBank genome assembly. Lineage: Eukaryota; Metazoa; Platyhelminthes; Cestoda; Cyclophyllidea; Hymenolepididae.